This is a messenger RNA of Neopsephotus bourkii (Bourke's parrot), 2702 nucleotides long. RefSeq lists its product as uncharacterized. Gene Ontology annotation, cellular component: nucleus. Gene Ontology annotation, biological process: negative regulation of transcription by RNA polymerase II. The transcript has 4 exons. The record is from RefSeq and is a predicted model, not a curated record. Gene Ontology annotation, molecular function: transcription corepressor activity. NCBI's taxonomy places the organism in Eukaryota, Metazoa, Chordata, Aves, Psittaciformes, Psittacidae. Bases 328 to 2385 code for a protein of 685 amino acids.
CACCAAACCACAGAAGAACUAUAGUGCUGGGUUUGGCUGUGAUACAGUUAAUUUUCUUCACAGUAGCUGGUAUAGGCUGUUUUGGAUUUGUGCUGGAAACAGUGCUGAUAAUUCAGGAAUGUUUUCAUUAUUCCUGAGCAGUGCUUACACACAGCCAAGGCCUUUUCUGCUCUUCACACUACCCCACCAGUGAGUGGGCUGGGGGUGCACAAGGAGUUGGGAGGGGACACAGCCAGGACAGCCGACCCAAGGGAUAGCCCAUACUAUGUGGUGUCAUGCUCAGCAUAUAAACCAGGGGGAAGAAGAAGGAAGAAGGGGAAACGAGGCAUGUUUGGAGUGAUGGCAUUUGUCUUCCGAAGUAACCGUUACAGGCGAUGGAGCCCUGCUGUCUGGAGAUGGAGAUACCUGUCUGCCGAUGAGAAGUGGGAGAUCAUUUUAAAGAAAAACCACGGGCACCUGUCUACAAAAGCAAAGCAGAGGGGAAAGCGAAAAAGAAACAAAAAAAUUAAAGGUAAUCCUACAGAAGUCACAAAGAAAAUGUUAGGUGGAGCAGCUCAUCAUCCAGUUCCAGAUGACCAGGACACAUCAGGAAGUGAAGAGGAUUAUCUGGAAGAAGAAGACAGCAAAUCAUUGUGUAUAUUCAGUGAAGGUCCAGAGGAUUCAGUAACAGUUUCUGAAGAACAGCCUAAUGGCGGUGAUGAAAGCCUGAAAGAAGUUGCAGGGGUUUCAAGAGAAGGGUUUCCCAUCACUUUGUCUGAGGUCUCAACAAUGACCAGCAGUGCACUGAAAACUGAAUUGCCUGUGGAAAGUGACAGUUCACUUCUAAUAGAUCUAAAACCUUUUUCUACUGAUAGCCUAUUGAAAAAUGCGGUAGGUGAUAAGGAAACAAAUCAAAGGCACAUAGAAAAUCUUUGCUGGAGCAGUUUCCUAAAAAUAAGAAAUGAGAAAAAUUCUAUCCAGGAAACAGAAGGCGUCUCUGAAGACUAUAACAUCCUACUGUUAAGCAAAGAAAACAAACUCAGAUCAUGUCAAAGUACACCUGAACCUGACAUGGAAACUAAGCUGUUAAGUGGUGAAGGAAAAGAAAUCUUUCAGUGUUACAAUUCAAAUAUACAUGAUAAUGUGCUUGGUAAUAACACAGAGGACACACAUGCAGUAAAAGCGAAAGAGAACAGCUCUAAUGCCCAGACUUUUCUUCCAGUUAAUUUCCAAUUACCUACUGAGGAAUUGCAGCUGGGCUUUGAUACACAAGUUUCUCUCUCUUCUUGGUCUGAGAAUAUAUUUGUAGGUGAACAAAGGCUCCCAAAAAUGAGAAAACCUAAACAGACUCGUAGGAACAGUUCAAAACAGCUAAAAUGCCGUUGGUCAAAUGAAGGAUUGGUGAAGGAAAACCACUGGGUAACAGUAACUGAGGAGGCUGGUAAUGUAAUAAGUAAUGGUCUGUCAGCAUCUGCAGCUGGUGAAGUGCAGUUUCAUUCCCUGGUGGAUGCCAGGACCACCUUCAUGCAGUGUUCAAGUGAAGUAGAUAUUCCAAGAAAUGAUGCUGCACCAGUUACAUCAAAGAGAAAAAGAUACAGAAGAUUUGUCAACUUGGCACCAAAGUUCAAUCUACCAAGACAGAUUGAUGGUAGUACAGAUGGAGGGAAGGAAGUCCCAAUAAAAGAUGAUGUUCCCCAGAAAAGUGUUUUGGAAGUGGGGAAAAAGAGCCUUCUAUGCAAGAACCACAGAGAAGAAUGUGAACAGGACCGUGCAUUGCAGGAAUAUUCUGCACCUUUCAGUGGCACCAAGGCAACCUAUUCCAUGCCUACUGCAGACUCAGAUACUCUGUUACAUGGUAUUUCUUGCAUUCAUUUGGGACAGUCUUCUCCUAUGCCAAAAUAUUCUCUCAGAGUUUGCAUAGUUUCCGGGAUGAAGAAGGAACAAGCUAGAGCUCUUAAGCAACGGGAGGUAGUUGGUAAAAAAGAGGGCGAAAGCGAACAAGUUUCUUCAGAGGUUACAAACAGCCGACCAGAUAUUUUGUCGUCUGUGAAAGCUGUUUCUGAAUAUUCCGAAGAUUUCAGUAUGCUGGCAAGCUGCAGUGAAAACGUGCAGGAAGCAGAUGACACUGAGCCAGCAGAGGCCUCACAACUCAAAGAUAAUCAAGAUGUGAAUACAGCAUGUAGUUUUCUGGGACUUCCCUUAUCAUUAGGAUUUGCUUUUCAGCUUGUGCAGCUCUUUGGUUCUCCAGGUCUUCCCCUAGAAUCCUUGUUGCCAGAUGAUUAUAUAGUUCCUCUUGACUGGAAAGUUUCAAAGAUGAUCUAUUUACUGUGGAAGACCUCUGUGGAGGAAAAACAGAAAACAAGUGGAUUGCAGAGAAACGCCUUGGCUGGUAAGUAUAUUCUGUGAUACAAGAACUGUAUAAAAUACUUCUUGUUCAGAAGAGAGAAUAGUUAAUGCUGAAGCAUGUUGAAGGUUUUCAGUACAAAUGAGUCAUAACACUCUGUGCAAAAGCUUUAGGAUGUGACAGAUGAAUUUGUGCCUCCAUUAAUUGUGCACAUAGUAUGGCAGAGCUGUGGUCACUGUGUUGCAAGAGCUGAAAUUCCUUGGCUUUUGAAGUUUCCUGUACAGAAUUAAUCCAAUACUUAGCUCAAGUUUACCUAUUCCAGAUCAGUAGGAUGUUUUGCUUGAAGAAGUCUUAAAGAAUGAUUUUAUUUCUCUAAAAG